Molecule: messenger RNA, 1299 nt
Organism: Lasiosphaeria miniovina
Lineage: Eukaryota; Fungi; Ascomycota; Sordariomycetes; Sordariales; Lasiosphaeriaceae
Product: ankyrin repeat-containing domain protein
Exons: 2
Coding region: 1-1299 (432 amino acids)
Biological process (GO): proteolysis
Molecular function (GO): aspartic-type endopeptidase activity; protein binding
Source: RefSeq, a predicted model, not a curated record
AUGUUGUUGGAGUUCGAAGACGUCAUAAACGAUAUUGAUACCGUUCACUUGCCAUACGGGACGGCUCUUACUGUUGCCGCUGGCGCCGGCAGCACAGAUGCCGCAAAACUCCUCCUGGACCACGGAGCAAAUCCCGACAUUACAGGUGGCAUAUACUACGAUCCUCUCACAGCCGCCGCUUCGUCCUUCAGCUUCGACAUCUCCCUGUCGGCUAGAUCCGCCCAGAUCAUGGACACCAUCCUUCGGGAGACCGUUUACGUACAGAUUCGCUCUGAGACAGGCCUGAGCUUGUUCCACAUUGCAUGCACAGCCGGGAGCUUGGAAAUGGUUGAGGUGAUUAUCAAGAAGUUAAGGGAGCAGGCGGGCCCACUGAACAUAACAGACAGGGAGGACAGCACGCCACUGCACUUUGCUGCAAUAAACACAUCAUCGUCCGUACUCGCGUACCUAUUGGGACUCGGCUGUGACUCGCUAGAUCCAAACGCCAUGAAUGCACGCGGCUUCACUCCCCUUCACACGGCAUUUACCACUGGCACGCUGGAGAGCAUUAACUUGCUUUUGGGAGCCGGUGCCAACAUCAACGUUAUCGGUCCAGAUAAAAUCACAAUGCUUCACUUGGCGGCCCAAAACUUCCAAAACCCCGAGGUUUUGGACCUCCUCUCGGAGAUGGACGUCAACUCGCGGGACGAGUGGGAUAGGACGCCCCUACAUAUAACAUGCGGGUACGGCGCUCCAGAGGCGGUAGAGUGGCUGCUCGAUCACGGCGCAGAUCCGACUGUACUGGACGACACAGGGAGGAGCGCUCUCCACUUUGCCUGCCAGAACCAGAUACCCGGAAGCGAGAGAAUUCUCGAAGUCUUGUUGAAGAAGGGGUUGUCGCCUCGAGAUAGGGACUGCGGCGGCAGCACACCGCUUCACCUAGCUUUCCACGAUCCAAAGGAGGCGCAUAACGACUUGUUCUGGACGCAAUACGUGAAGGGCCACUGGGACAGCUUCUCAGAGACGGAGUGUAUGAAUAAAGUCGUCCAUCUCUUAGUUGCGCUAGACGGAUAUGAAGACUUGAAGGAUCUGCGGGAUGGGAUGGGCAACACCAUAUUGCAUCUAGCCUGCUGGAGGGGGAUUGCAGACCUGGUUCUGCUGUUGCUCUCUAUGGACGCAAGGACUGACUUGCGUGAGAAUAGGGGUUUCUUGCCGCACGAGCUCAUGGAGUCUUCUGAGCUCAGACAAUAUGUUGAGGGUAGGAUAGAGGCUCUCAACGGACGAAAGGCCCUAGGAGACGCCUCCAAGCGUUCUGCUUAA